Molecule: messenger RNA, 4738 nt
Organism: Rubroshorea leprosula
Lineage: Eukaryota; Viridiplantae; Streptophyta; Magnoliopsida; Malvales; Dipterocarpaceae
Source: the annotation of a GenBank genome assembly
AUCAAGAGCUCCACAACCUCUUAAUAAUUUCACCUAAAAAAUCAGAUAAUUCCUCAGAAAAAUCUCCUUUUUAUACGUUGUUUGCUUCGAAGGAAAAAAAAAAAAGAAGAAGAAAUCUGAGGUUAUAUCAGUAGGGAAAAUUUCGUCUGAAUAUCUACAGAAUAGCUGCUGAGGGAGGUCUGGAUUUCUUUUUUCGAACGGUAAUUUAGGAGUUUCUGAAGUUUGAGGGAGUUUCAGGAGAUAGUUUUUGUAGAUAAAUAGAAGGUUCUAGAAAUUUCGAUUUUGUUGAGAGAGGUGCAACGGUUUUGUUGUUGAUUUAUUGGAAGUAAUCGAGGUUGAUUCUUCAUUUUCCGAUUGGUAAUUUGUGGAAUUUGGCGCGCAGCAAUCUGCGUAGGAUGUUGAAUUAUGAUAUUUUGAUUCUUGAUUGGUAGCGGUUUUCUGAGUUCUCGGUUGUUGGUUCUGGUGUGCUUGUUGUUUGUUAGCUGUUAUGAUUGAUUCGAAGAGUUUUGUAUUUGGAAGAUAAAUUGUAUUUCCCAUCCCAUGGCUAGUUCAUCUGAGAGGUGGAUUGAUGGCCUUCAGUUCUCCUCACUGUUCUGGCCUCCUCCACAAGACCUUCAACAAAGAAAGGCUCAAAUUACUGCAUAUGUUGAGUACUUUGGUCAAUUCACAUCAGAACAAUUCCCUGAAGAUAUAGCUGAGCUGAUUCGCAGCCGCUAUCCAUCAGCAGAAAAGCGCCUUUUUGAUGAUGUUCUGGCGACAUUUGUCCUUCAUCAUCCAGAGCAUGGACAUGCUGUUGUACAUCCAAUUAUUUCGUGCAUAAUUGAUGGAACACUGGUGUAUGAUAAGAGUAGUCCUCCCUUUGCUUCAUUCAUUUCCUUAGUCUGCCCAAGUAGUAAGAAUGAGUAUUCUGAACAGUGGGCUCUGGCUUGUGGGGAGAUAUUGCGAAUUUUGACUCAUUACAACCGUCCAAUAUUUAAGGUGGACCCUCCAAAUAGUGAAACAGAGAGAAGCACUGGAAGCAGCAGUACAAGUACAAAUUCCAUAGAUGGGGAAUCAUCCUGCCAAAUACCUCUGAUGCAGCAAGAGAGGAAGCCUUUAAGGCCUCUAUCUCCUUGGAUUACUGAUAUAUUGCUUGCUGCUCCUCUGGGCAUCAGAAGUGACUAUUUCCGCUGGUGUAGCGGGGUUAUGGGUAAAUAUGCAGCUGGAGACCUCAAGCCACCUACAACUGCUUAUUCUCGUGGGUCUGGAAAGCAUCCUCAACUCAUGCCAUCAACCCCAAGAUGGGCUGUUGCUAAUGGUGCUGGUGUUAUUUUAAGUGUGUGUGAUGAGGAAGUUGCUCGCUAUGAGACAGCUACUUUGACAGCUGCAGCAGUACCUGCACUUCUACUUCCUCCUCCAACAACAGCUCUAGAUGAGCAUUUAGUUGCUGGCCUACCUGCUCUUGAGCCAUAUGCACGGUUAUUUCAUCGAUACUAUGCCAUUGCAACACCAAGUGCCACACAAAGACUUCUUCUUGGACUUCUAGAGGCACCACCAUCAUGGGCCCCUGAUGCUCUUGAUGCAGCAGUUCAGCUUGUGGAACUCCUUCGUGCUGCUGAAGAUUACGCAUCUGGUAUAAGGCUUCCUAGGAACUGGAUGCAUUUGCAUUUUUUGCGUGCAAUUGGGACUGCAAUGUCUAUGAGAGUAGGCAUAGCUGCUGAUGCUGCUGCAGCAUUACUCUUUCGCAUACUCUCACAGCCUGCAUUGCUUUUUCCUCCAUUGAGGCAAGUUGAGGGAGUGGAAGUUCAGCAUGAACCUUCAGGCUCUUAUGAUUCAUGCUACAUGAAGCAGAUAGAAGUACCUGCCGCUGAAGCAACCAUUGAAGCCACUGCCCAAGGAAUUGCAUCCAUGCUUUGUGCCCAUGGACCUGAGGUGGAAUGGAGAAUUUGUACCAUAUGGGAAGCUGCUUAUGGACUAAUUCCCUUAAGCUCCUCAGCAGUUGAUCUUCCUGAAAUCGUUGUUGCAUCCCCAUUGCAACCUCCAAUACUAUCAUGGAAUCUCUACAUACCACUCCUUAAGGUCCUGGAAUACCUUCCCCGUGGAAGUCCAUCUGAAGCUUGUCUGAUGAAGAUAUUUGUGGCUACUGUUGAAGCAAUUCUCCAGAGAACUUUUCCAUCUGAGUCCUCAAGGGAGCUAACCAGGAAAGCAAGAUACAGCACAGGUUCUGCCUCUAAGAACCUUGCCAUUGCAGAGCUUCGCACUAUGGUCCAUUCCCUCUUUCUAGAAUCAUGUGCUUCCAUAGAGCUUGCUUCACGCCUACUAUUUGUUGUCUUAACUGUGUGUGUUAGCCAUGAAGCUCAGUCCAAUGGGAGUAAAAGACCAAUAGUUGAAGAAAGUUAUCCUCCUGAGGAAAGCAUUGAAGAGUCCCAGGUACCACCUGAAAGGUAUAAAGAAAUUAAUGCUAGAAAGAGGAAAAAACAAGGGCCUGUAGCUGCAUUUGAUUCUUAUGUUCUGGCUGCUGUUUGUGCUCUUGCAUGUGAGCUUCAGUUGUUCCCUAUCAUCUCAAGGGGGAGUAAUCAUUCAGCUUCCAAAGAUGGUCGAGCUGUAGCCAAGCCUGCAAAAAUAAAUGGAUCUUGUAAUGACUUUGGACAUAGUAUUGACUCAGCUAUUCAUCAUACUCAUAGAAUCUUAGCUAUAUUGGAGGCACUUUUUUCUUUGAAGCCAUCUUCCAUUGGUACCUCAUGGAGUUACAGUUCAAAUGAAAUAGUUGCUGCAGCUAUGGUUGCUGCUCAUGUGUCUGAACUAUUUAGACGGUCUAAGGCUUGCAUGCAUGCUCUCUCUGUCUUAAUGCGGUGCAAGUGGGACAAUGAAAUUCACAAGAGGGCAUCGUCACUAUAUAAUCUCAUUGACAUUCACAGCAAGGCUGUUGCAUCCAUAGUUGACAAAGCAGAACCAUUAGAAGCAUACUUAAUGCAUGCACCUGUUUUGAAAGAUUCCCGUUUUGGUUUAAAUGGCAAAAAGCAGAAAAAUUGUUCAAGUACCUCUUGCUUUGAUCCAGGGCAACCAUCUACUUCAGAAUAUGCAGAAUCAUCCCAUUCAGAAAACAAUCUCAGAUGUGAGAGAGCAUUACAUUCAGAUGAGGGUUCUGGAAAUGCCUUGGGUAAAGGUAUUGCAAGCCUCCCAUUAGAUGCUUCAGAUUUAGCCAAUUUCCUCACCAUGGACAGGCACAUAGGAUUCAAUUGCAGUGCACAAGUUCUUCUAAGAUCAGUGCUUGCAGAGAAACAAGAAUUAUGCUUCUCUGUUGUUUCACUAUUAUGGCACAAGCUGAUAGCAGCUCCCGAAACACAACCCAGUGCAGAGAGCACAUCUGCCCAACAAGGAUGGAGACAGGUGGUUGAUGCACUAUGCAAUGUUGUAUCAGCAUCACCAACAAAAGCAGCUGCAGCAGUUGUUCUUCAGGCGGAGAGGGAAUUGCAGCCAUGGAUCACAAAAGAUGAUGACCAAGGUCAGAAGAUGUGGAGGAUCAACCAGCGGAUUGUAAAAUUGAUUGUGGAGCUAAUGAGAAAUCAUGAUAGCCCAAAAUCAUUGGUAAUUGUGGCAAGUGCAUCAGAUUUACUCUUACGUGCAACAGAUGGGGUGCUUGUUGAUGGAGAAGCUUGUACUUUACCACAGUUGGAGCUACUGGAAGCGACAGCAAGAGCAGUUCAUCCUGUGCUGGAGUGGGGAGAAUCUGGACUGGCAGUGGCAGAUGGUCUUUCAAACCUGUUAAAGUGUCGUCUACCAGCCACCAUCCGAUGUCUUUCUCAUCCAAGUGCCCAUGUUCGAGCUCUCAGCGUAUCAGUUCUUCGCGAUAUUCUGCACACAGGAUCAACUAUGUCUAAUUCCAAACCAGUAGAAAGAAAUGGCAUCCACGGUCCGUCCUAUGGUCAAUACUUCAGUAUAGACGUCAUUGACUGGCAAGCUGAUAUCGAGAAGUGCUUAACAUGGGAAGCUCGUAGCCUACUCGGAAGAGGAAUGCCAAUUAACUUUCUCCAGGUGGCUGCCAAAGAAUUAGGCUGUACUAUUUCCUUUUAAUGUCAAUUUAACUUGAGGAUUCGUCCCAUGUGAGACCUGCUAAUAGGAAUAGACCUAUCAAUCUGCUUAAAGGAUAUGGUUUGGCCGAUGAGGUAUCUAUUCAUUAGCCUUUGAAUGUUAUGAGCUUUUUUAGUGUAUAGUAAAAAAUGUAAAACCGGGCUCGUAUGAGCUCAUGUGUUGUGUUUGAUAUCAUUCGAUUUUUAGCUGGAUUUGUAUCAUUUGUAUGAUAUAGAGGCACGGGUUCCAUUUUGCUGGUCAGAUUAACUCUGGCGAUUGGAUUUGCAAGAAGCCAGCUGCUUGGAUACUUGAUUCGUUUAGGCACUUCAUUGCAUUUGGUGUUCUUCACGUCUCCUGGUUUUAUGUAUGUAUUGGCAUCAUUCUUCAUUGAAAGGGUCUGGGUUGAAUUUUUCUUCUUCCUCUUCUCCUUUUUUUUUUUUUUUUUUCUUGCUUUAUUUGUUACAAGGGGUGCCGAAUUCAGAGUGGGAGGGGGAGACGGAGUCGAACUCUCAUCCUGAAGUAGCCAAGUGGAUGCUCAAGUGGCUAUUGACCGUUGAGUUACUACCAGUGGUCGGGUUUGGGUUGAAUUAUUCCUCUUGAAGGUGUUGAAGUGUGGCAGGUUUCAAACGGUAGAACUCGAAUGUGAUUUUCAUGAACUGUUUUGAGGCCUUACGAGCACCAAUUAAAU